Molecule: messenger RNA, 962 nt
Organism: Cercospora beticola
Lineage: Eukaryota; Fungi; Ascomycota; Dothideomycetes; Mycosphaerellales; Mycosphaerellaceae
Molecular function (GO): catalytic activity
Source: RefSeq, a predicted model, not a curated record
CUAGGUUGAUGACAGAUGCCAAUUUUCCAAGAGUGAAGUCCUAUACUAUUCCUAGCCUAGGCGUCAAGGGCAGCUCUCAAGUACACCAUAAGCAACGCAAGUCCCCUAACACAGGUAGCUAUACGUACAUCACGUACAUCAUCCAUCUUACAUUUCUCUCCUCCCAUAUCUAUCCUCCUCCUCAUCUCCCACCACAUCCUCAACCCCCUCCGCCCUUCUCUGCAAAGCGUCAACUACCGGCAAAAAUGUCCGCCUUCAGCCCCAACAACCACAGCCACUACCUCCGCCUGGCCCUCCUCUCGGCCCAAAAAUCCCCUCCCAAACCCACAAACUUCCGCGUCGGAGCCCUCCUCCUCGCCCCACCAGACCUCACACCUUUAAUCACCGGCUACACCCUCGAAAUGCCAGGAAACACUCACGCCGAACAAUCCUGCUUCAUCAAGCUCGCCGAAAAGUAUUCUUGCACUGAAGAAGAUCUCGGCGAACAUCUACCGGACGGCGUAAUAUUAUACACGACAAUGGAGCCUUGUAAUAAGAGGAGUGUAGGGAAUAAGAGUUGUGUGGAUAGGAUCUUGGAUUUGAGGAAGAAGGAUGGGAGUCAGGCGAUUCAGAAGGUGGUUUGUGGGGUAGGGGAGCCGGAGACGUUUGUGGGGGUAAACGAGGGGAGGAACAAGUUGGAGCUGGUGGGGAUAGAGGUUUUGUAUGUGAAGGGGUUGGAAGAGGAGAUUUUAGAGGUUGCUACGGCGGGGCAUGAGAAGAAGGAGGAUGAUGCAGGGACGUGAGGUUGUUAUGUUGGCUACUGUGUUGCAAGGACAGUUGAGCGAUGAUGCAUCGCGGUUGGAGGCCGUUGUGUCCGGCCAAUCGCAUCGCUUGAAGGAACGAAGUCGCCUCCGAAGUCUUUGGGAGAGCGGCUGGCUCGCAGCCACAGCAAGGAAUAAGAAAGGCCAAGCUCGCGAGAAGAG